UCCAAAUCGUUUCAGAGGGUUCCUAUUUGAUUCAUAGAGAUUAAAGGGUCUCCUGAUUCGAUUCAGAUUCGGCCACCGAAUCGGGCCAAAUCAAAUCGGGGACUGAAGCUUCACACAGCCCUACUAUAUAUAAAGAUCAUGCUAAGUCUUGUGGCCAGAGCAUACAUUUGGGAAAUACAGAAAAGGGAGGUCAAGGAUAUAAGGAAUUAAUCUGUCCACAAGACUACAUCCUGUAGUUUGCGUACCUCUAAUAGAAGAAAUUCAACAUUACCCUUUCUGAUCAAGUCAAAAAUGCUGUAACUGAAUUUCCUGCCUUGCCCUUCUGAAAGCUGCAUUAACUACUAUUGCAUGUUGUAGACUGGAAUGCUGUGAAUGAAUCCUUCCUUCCCAGUCGGGCCAACGUAAUGGGGUGUCCUUUAAGAGCCAGCUGUAAAGAUACCACAGUUUAAGAUUAAGCUUGCUAACAUCAACUGUUUCCUACUUUCAUUAUCUUGUGCUUCAAAUAGUACUUGUAACUUUCUUUUUUCAGCUGUUAGCCCUUGAUACUCAAAACAAGUUUGUUUUUUCACUACUGAAAGUAUUUUGAAAAUGAUGUAGCUGUCUGUCACCUAAGGAAACGCAGUGUGUUCUAACUAUUAACUUCUCAUGCUAUCAGUGUGCGCCAGAUAACUAUUAAAUUUUCCAACAUGGCUACAGUGCCUUGGGUUUAAUAGGAAAUUAGUCUGAAAUUUGGUCUUUAACUUCUUACUUUUCUCAAAAGAUGGUGAAUAGUGUAUAUAUGCAUGGUGGGUUUAUUCUUCCUCCUAAAAGUAUGUAACAGUACAGGACUUAAAAAACGCAUUUACCAGUUUUAAUAAAAAAACCCUUAAACUACCAGUUUUUUGUAGAAUUCAACCUUUCAUUAAAAAAAGAAAAAAGAUUAUCCCACAGGGUUACAUGAAACAGGAUUAAAUGAAAAUGCCAUUAUUCAAAAUGAACUGAUUUUAAAAAGGCAGUGUUGCUUUUUUGGAGUUGACAGGCAUGCUGAUGAUUCACUGCACAGUAAAAUUUCUUUUGUCACUUUUAUCUGCUGUCAAUGAGAACCCGUGUGGCCAGUAAUUAAAGUCAAUUCGAGUUGUACCGAUUUCAUUUUGAUGCAGAGCAUGGAGGAUUUGGAGAGGGAAGAAGGAAUGUCCAAAUCCAUUCCAGUAUUCCUUGUUUGGGAAAGACAUAGGUUUGAAAUUGGAAUCAUGUGCCAUGAUUCAUGGCACCUGAAAUAUUGCAGGGCAGCCCGCUGGUAGAAUCUGUGUUCUCUGCUUGACUUUUUUCAGAAGCUAUUUUGGCACGUGAGGGACAGAUUCUUACCAAGACAGGGCUGCUGGGCUGUGCUGCUGCUGUUUUUCAAUUGUCUAAUACAUUUUUUAAAGUCCCACACCAAGCCUAAUGGUAUUGGUGAUGAGACACUGAAAAUCUUUAGGCCAAACCUGGCUUGCCAAGCAAGUCACCUAACUUUUCAAAGAUGCUGAAUACCCAUAGCCCUUACUGACUCAAAUGAGUAAUUUGCUUCACUAGUAGCUGCAGAUUUUGGCCUUUUUAAUUUGAAAGAAGUGAUAUCUUACUUCAAGUCUGUAUAGGCUGAAAAAUUCGGGUUCAUCAGCAGCAUGGUAAGAUUCAUGUUUUGUCAUUUACAGAAGUUUUUACAUAUCAAAACUUGAAGGAGUUUUACUGAAAUCCAAGUGUAUUAGAACAUACUGCUAUAACAUCUAUAUGUUUAUUUUGCUGGAUGAUAACAAUAGGCUAUCUGAAUAGGGUUGGCAUAACUGUGGGGAAUCAUUUUUAUAUCUUGUGUUCUUCAAAGGUAUUUGAAUAGGGCACUGUUGAGGGGCCCAGGUAUUUCUUUUAUAUUUUAGAGUUUUAGAGUUUUCUGGACUUGGUAAUGGACGAGAAUUACCAGUAGAAGAGGAGGAGACAGUUUAAAUACGCAUGGGAGAUUCCGGACCUAGGUAGUUCAUGAUUUUUGAUGCUAGCUGGGUGGGAACCUGAUAUACACCUAUGCCAACCUUUCUUUAAAAAAGCAGGCUCCUGGAUUCAUGUUCCAAGACUGAAAAUCUUGUAUGCAGAGAAAAAGUAUGAAUAUGACUUGACUGAUUCUUGAUCUCUGAAAGUAUUUCUGCGUGUUCAGUGGGAUGUAUUAAGAUCAAGAAUUCUGCUGUAGCACUGAGGGAGAAGAACCCUGAGCAACAACUUGAAAUCAUUUAAAUAUAUUUCUUAGUCUCAGAAAAGCAAUAAUACAAAAUGAAUGGAUAUUCUGAACUUGCAAAUAACCAUAGUCAAAUGCUUGCUGAGGAGACUAAUAUUCAAACAAAACCUGAACAACAUCAGGAUGCUCUUCAGGAGGAUAUUGAGAUGAGCAGUGGUUCUAGUGGUAAUGACUUCAGUGGAAACGACACAAAUGAAAACUACUCCAGUGGGCAUGAUUCUCAUGGUAAUGAAUCAGAUGAAAAUGGGAAAGAUUCAGCAAUGCUUUUGGAAUCUUUAGACUGUCAUAAAAGCUCAAAUGCAUUUAACCUGAUGAUUGCAAACUCUGAACAUAAUCAGUCUACCAGUGGAUGCAGCAGUGAGCAGUCCACAAAAGCCAAAACACAAAAGGAAUUGAUGAAAACAUUGCAAGAGCUAAAAGCACACCUCCCAUCUAAAAAGAGAAUUAAAGGCAAAUCAAGUGUACUGACAACACUGAAAUAUGCACUUAAGAGCAUUAAACAAGUUAAAGCCAAUGAAGAAUAUUACCAAUUAUUGAUGACAAACGAAAGCCAUCCUUCUGGUCUUGAUGUGGCCUCCUAUACAAUUGAAGAAGUUAAGAACAUCACCUCAGAAUACAUCAUGAAAAAUGCAGACAUGUUUGCUGUAGCCAUUUCCCUGGUUACUGGGAAAAUCUUGUACAUCUCUGAUCAAGCAGCCUCUAUCCUCCGCUGUAAGAGAGACUAUUUUAAAAAUGCCAAAUUUGUGGAGUUCUUGGCACCUCAGGAUGUCAGCGUGUUCUACAGCUCUACUACUCCCUACAGGCUGCCAUCAUGGAGUAUUUGCAAUGGAGCUGAGUCUUCCACCCAAGACUGCAUGGAAGAGAAGUCUUUUUUUUGCCGCAUCAGUGCAGGAAAAGAACAUGAAAAUGAGAUCUGCUACCACCCAUUUCGUAUGACUCCUUACCUUAUCAAAGUACAAGAUGCAGAGAAUGCAGAAGACCAGCUUUGCUGUGUGCUACUUGCAGAAAAGGUGCACUCUGGUUAUGAAGCACCCAGAAUUCCUCCUGAUAAAAGAAUUUUUACAACUACACACACCCCAAGUUGUUUGUUCCAGGAUGUAGAUGAAAGAGCUGUACCUCUUUUAGGAUUCCUACCUCAAGACUUGAUAGGAACCCCUGUAUUGGUGCAUCUUCACCCAAGUGACAGACCUUUAAUGCUAGCAAUUCACAAAAAAAUACUUCAGUAUGGUGGACAGCCUUUUGACUACUCACCAAUCAGAUUCUGCACUAGAAAUGGAGAAUAUAUAACUCUGGACACAAGCUGGUCCAGUUUCAUCAACCCAUGGAGCCGAAAAGUCUCAUUUAUUAUUGGAAGACAUAAAGUUAGAACGGGACCCUUAAAUGAAGAUGUGUUUGCUGUUCCUUCUAUCUAUACAGAGGAUAAAAUCCUUCAUCCCAGCAUUCAGGAAAUUACAGAGCAGAUAUACCGACUACUGUUACAGCCUGUACACAACAGUGGAUCCAGUGGUUAUGGAAGCUUGGGUAGCAAUGGAUCACACGAGCAUUUAAUGAGCAUGGCAUCGUCCAGUGACAGCAUUGGGAACAACAAUGAAGACAUCCAAAAGGACAAGCCUGAGACUUGUCAAGAUCCACGAAGAGUCAGAAAUAAAGGGCAAUAUGUCUUUACUGACUGUAGAGCAAAGUUGGAACACAAGAAAAAGCCUUUUGCAGAAAAACCAAAUGGUCCCACUGUUCACAUGAAAGAUGCAUCUGGAAUGAAUGCUGUAGCCAUUGCUGCUCAUAAGAAUGUGAUUACAGAGGAACUGGCUUGGAAGGAGCAACCUGUGUAUUCCUAUCAACAGAUUAGUUGUUUAGACAGUGUCAUCAGGUACCUGGAGAGUUGUAAUGUGCCUGGUACAGUGAAGAGGAAAUGUGAACCAUCAUCAAAUUCCACUUCACUGAAUUCUGAUGAUCAUGAACAAAAAACAGUUAAUGCUGUACAGCCUAUGAGAGACUCUGCUUUGAAGACAUCUAAAAAGUCAAAUGGUCCUCCAGUAGUUGGUGCUCACUUGACUACUUUGGCUCUACCUGGAAAACCAGAAAGUGUUGUGUCUUUCACCAGUCAGUGCAGCUACAGUAGUACCAUUGUUCAUGUUGGAGACAAAAAAACGCAACCUGAAUUAGAAAUGAUAGAAGAUGGUCCAAGUGGAACAGAGAUCUUAGACUGUCAGCUUUUUGCCCCUCCAUCCAAUAGUACUCAUGUAAACCAAGAAAAGGAUCCAUUUAAAAAAUUGGGUCUUACAAAGGAAGUCCUUGCAGUGCACACACAAAAAGAAGAGCAGAGUUUUCUGAAUAAGUUUAAGGAAAUCAAGAAAUUCCACACGUUUCAAAACCGCUGCAAUUACUACUUGCAUGACAGACCUAAAGGAUGUCCUGGUGAACAUGGUGUUCGUGGUCAAAGAAAUGGUAUUUCUGGAAUGGACCAAUCUUGGAAAAAAGGUGGAAAAAACAGGAAAUCAAAGUCAAAACGAAUAAAGCCACAAGAAUCCUCAGAUAGCACAACUUCUGGAACGAAGCCCCCUCACCGAUUUCCACUACAAGGUCUAAAUAGCACAGCUUGGUCACCAUCAGAUACGUCUCAAGCAAGCUAUCCAGCCAUGUCUUUCCCUACAGUUAUGCCUGCUUACCCACUUCCAGUUUUUCCAACAUCAGGAACUGUGCCACCAUGUCCUGAGACAUCCCUCGCAGGUUUUAAUGAAUUACCAGACACUGGCAGUAGUAGUCCCAUGCAAACAUCACAGUUUUCUGCACCUCUUGUGACACCAGUUGUAGCACUAGUGCUCCCCAACUAUGUAUACCCUCAAAUGAACAACAAUUUGCCACAGACACUUUAUCAUGGCCAGCCUAGUUUUCCUGCCCAUCCCACUCAUUCUUCACCAUCAAUGUUUCCCCCUCAGCCUCCAUUUGCUGCUCCCAACUCUCUCCCCCAACAGACAUUUUUUCCACCACAGUCAUUCCAUUAUAGUCCACCAGCAGAAAGUGAAAAAGUUCCUGUCGUGGAAUCGCGAAAUGAGCAGUCUCGUUCCUCCACUCCGCAGUCUCUUGGCCCACGAGAUCAAGCCUCGCCCCCUUUGUUUCAGUCGAGAUGUAGUUCUCCUCUACAGCUAAAUCUUCUGCAAUUAGAAGAAAUCACCAAAACUGCUGAAAGUGGUACUGCUUCUGGCUUAAAUGGAGCCUUGAUUGAAGGAGCUGCCACAAGCAAAACCAUGUCAACGGAGGAGUGCAGCAGAAAGGGUUCUUUACCUGUGGAAUCUCUAAUGGAAGCUCAGAACAGUGAUGCGCUUUCUAUGUCAAGUGACUUGCUUGACAUUUUACUUCAAGAGGAUGCAUGUUCAGGCACUGGUUCAGCUUCAUCGGGUAGUGGUGUGUCAGCAGCUGCUGAAUCGUUAGGAUCUGGAUCUAAUGGCUGCGGGAUUUCAGGGAGUAGAACAGGCAGUAGUGAAACAAGUCAUACCAGCAAAUACUUCGGGAGUAUUGACUCUUCGGAAAAUCAUCAUAGAACAAAAAAGACAACAGAAAUGGAAGAAAAUGAGCAUUUCAUUAAAUGUGUCCUUCAGGAUCCUAUCUGGCUACUGAUGCCUAAUACAGAUGAUGCUGUUAUGAUGACAUACCAGAUACCAUCCCGAAAUGUGGAAGCUGUUUUAAAAGAGGACAGACAGAAGCUAAAGCAAAUGCAGAAGUUCCAACCAAAGUUUACAGAAGAACAAAAAAAGGAACUUAUUGAAGUUCAUCCAUGGAUCCAGAAGGGUGGACAUCCAAAAGCAGUUUCUAACUCAGAGUGUAUCUACUGUGAGGACAACCUACAGAGCAGGUUUAACACAUCAUACAAUGAAGAAAUCCAUGAAAUGGAACUUAAUGAAAUGAUUGAAAACAUUGGAGAAAACAAUUUGUCUGCCUUAACUCAAGCCAAUGAAGAACAAAUGUAACCUUUGACAUUUUAGAAAAGCUGCUUCAAGCCCUGAUGUUGCAUUGGCAGGUCUUAAAGGUUUCGAACCUUGUUUCUAGUGAAAUGAACCUGGUUUAUAAAACAAAUGGAUUUUUUGUUCUAGAAAAGUCAUUUGUGAAGGAAUCUCUUUGAAUAGAGGCAUUCCCUUCCCUCCUCAGAAAGGACAUUGUUGAAGUUGGUGUGCUAUUUAUGUAAAAAAUAACAAAAAAAUCUUUCUUUUUAUAUAUAAAUUGUCUUUCACAUCAGAAUGCCUCUUAUUUUAUUCUUUGAACGGUAAAAGGUUUCAUGACAGCCUACUGAAUUGGUAGACUAACGAAUGUUGCAAAAUACACUAGUGCUUAAUUUAUUUUUUCUUCAACUCUUAGUAAUGAUGCAUUGUAUUGUUCUUGUAAUUUCUAAACAACUCUUUAAACCUAGUUAACAUCUUGGAGUCGCUCUUUAUUUAUUUUUUUGUAAUUACUCCAACAUUAUGGAGAAACAUUCCAAUUUGCAAAUAAUUUGAUUCACAAUUCUUGCCCUUACUCCAAUUAAUCUAUCCAGUCCUCUUGUUCCAGUUUAUUAUAGUUAGAUGCUGGAAAUACUUUUGAUAGCUUAUUACAAGCAACCACAUCUCAUCAUGUAAUUUCUAGGAGGACAUAUAUUAAAAAGUGUUAUGAAUAUAUUAAGUGUGAGGGUUGACAACUUUUUUUGUUUGUUUGUUUUUUUAAGUCUCGUAUUUUAGCAAGCAUUGAAGUAUUAUGGACUACUUGUUACACUGACAAAUUACCUUUUGAAAACUUGUGUCCAGGAUACCUGGAAGCUUAUCAGUUAAAAAGACUGAACUGCAGAGAAGAUGCAUCUGGGCAGCACUGACUGGAAAGUUUGCAGCUAAUAUGUACUAUUCCUUCAGUGUUGUUCCUUCAUGAAGUUGGCCAUCAGCUUUUCUGUUCUACCUAAAUAAACAUUAACCUUGGGAACAGAUAAGAGAUUGUUCCUUUCAGGAUAAUUGUUACAUACAGAAGAAGUUUUGAGAAAAGUAACGACUUCAUAUUUGAGUUGAAUGAACUGAAGCUAACCAGACAGAAGUCCUUUACUUUCUAGGGUUUUGUGUUAGUGCCUCUAGAGUCUAAAUGACCUAAUUUUUUUUAAUACAGUAAGUGAAAAUAUAGUCAAGUGUUGCAGAUUGACAAUGGCAAAAAGAAAAGAUGGGUGAUUUUGCUAAUAAUUGUUUUACCAGAGGAUAGUUAGAACCAAGUUGUCUCAUGUCAGCACUGAAACUUGGGGUGGAAAAUGUAUAGAGCAAUUCAGGUGUGAUUAAAAUUGGAACAUAACUUUUAAAUAUAUUUGCACUUAAUAUGCUCCACCUAAUGCAUUUUCACUCAUUUAGGUUUAAGAUUAUUUUCCAUUUUCAAAACUUUUUUUUUCUGUUUGAUAUGCAAAAAAUAUCCUGACAGUUUAAAAAGGGGUGGGAUAGGGGAAAUUAACCUACAGAGAUCACUGGUAGUUGUGUGGCAGUUUAUGAAAAAAUUCUGUGCCCUGGAGUACAGCAUUGUCUGGUUUAAAUAGUUCAGAGAAUUUGUAAGGCUGGUAGAAUUACAACUUGAUCAGUAACCAUUUCAUCUUAAUGUUAUAUAAAAUACUGACCAGCACUGUCUUAUGCUUCUGUUUUAACAGUAGAAUGAGAUCAAGCUUACCUCUGCAUAAACAGGAAUUCAAACAAGAAACACUAAUUUUGGGUGUGUCUUAUAAAAUCCAAUGUUUUAGGUAUUUUAGAUAUAAAUGGAACAGUACAGAGAUACACCAGCAUAUUACAUGUAUUGGUUGCUACAUGUGAAAAUAUUGGUUAUAUCUGGGCAAGGUUUUUGGAAAAUAAAGCUUUAAGUAAGAGUGCAUUCUAAAUGUGAAAAUAAUUUUCAGGGACUUCCCAUCUACUUUGGGAGCUUCUUUGUCAUUAGCAUACUUUUCUCCUUUGUUUAUUUUUUCAAUGACUGUCUUGUACCUGUAACUUAGUGAAACUGAGACAUGGGGCAGAGAGAGACAGAGGUGUACUUAGAGCAUUUUGUGGAUGUGUUUACACAGGAACAUAUUCUUGCAUCUGUUAAAGUGUUUUUUGCAUUUUCAGAGUGGUAUUAACAGAUUUUCUUGUAACUUUAAUAUUACAAGUCUCCAUUUUUAGAUCAGAUUCUGAAGUUGUAAUUUUUUUCCAAGCUAUGUUGUAAUAUGAUUUUUUGUGACAAGAUAUUUUUGUCAACAAUGUUUUCUGUACACUGUGCAAUAUAUUUGAGUUUUGUCACUUGUGACUAAUUUUUAAGACUUUGCUUUUUAGAAAACUGGUAAAUAAAGCAUAUAUUUUUA
Alligator mississippiensis (American alligator) is the source of this 8558-nucleotide messenger RNA. It is a transcript of the gene PER2, whose product is annotated as period circadian regulator 2. The transcript is spliced from 23 exons. Lineage: Eukaryota; Metazoa; Chordata; Crocodylia; Alligatoridae. The coding region runs from base 2275 to 6204 and encodes 1309 amino acids. Gene Ontology annotation, cellular component: nucleus; cytoplasm. Gene Ontology annotation, molecular function: transcription cis-regulatory region binding; transcription corepressor binding. The record is from RefSeq and is a predicted model, not a curated record. Gene Ontology annotation, biological process: circadian regulation of gene expression; entrainment of circadian clock by photoperiod; negative regulation of transcription by RNA polymerase II.